Paramecium octaurelia is the source of this 1041-nucleotide messenger RNA. NCBI's taxonomy places the organism in Eukaryota, Ciliophora, Oligohymenophorea, Peniculida, Parameciidae. The record is from the annotation of a GenBank genome assembly.
AUGAACGGAUGCUCUCUUAUCACAAGGACAGCAAUUAAAAACAAAAAUCUUACAUCGGAUGCAAUAAGGUAGAAUGAAGUUCAAUAUGGAGAAUUGAAAAUUAUGCCUAAAAAAGUUCUUAACUUAUUCCAUCCUUAUUGUACUCUGAUACACACUGUACACACUAUUAAAAAAUAACAGUUAAUAUACUUAGCAUAAGAAAAGCAUGCAAGAAUAAAUUAAUUUUUAUUCCAUAUGAGAUAUCAGAAGCCAUAAUAAAACAGCAAUUGGACCACUUACACAAGUACUCAUAUGUAUCACAUGUAGAAGUACUUAGAUUAGUUAAUUGAGCUUAUUUAGAAUUUAGUUUGCUCUCAAAUGCAGGUACAUUUUAAGCAUUGGAAUGUGCAUUUAGUGUAAAUCGCGCUCCUUUUUCAUACAUUUAUCUCAAGUUACUUACCAAUUUCAACCAUUAACAUAAAAACCAGAUUUAUAAGAUUCAAAAUGGUUAUUACAAGUGGAAAAGGAUUUUCUCAUUAUCUUACGAUAAAUAGUAGCUAUUAAAGAGAAAUGUGUUCACCACAAUAUUGUGAACAAUAAUUCUAAAAUAUAGGGAUGCUAUAGGGAAAGAAGAUCGAAAAAGAAGGAAAAAAAUAUGUCCAAUGCAGUGGUAGUGCAUCCCAAAGAAUGAAUCACAACUUAAAGAAAAAAUGCUUAAGCAUGGCAAUCCGAAGAACGAAGAAAUUAAUAAUAAUUAUCUUCCAUAGUUUUGACAUUGUUAGGGCCAGUGUUACAUAUUUUGGCUCUAUUUUUAGUGCAUAUAAUUCAGAUGCAUAUGAUGCGCUCCGCAUCUAGAAGUUAAUUUGAACUUUAUAUGUUUGCCAGGCACUAAUUCUACUAUAAAUGUAGAAGAUGUCAGAACGAUUCAAGUUGAACAAGAACCAGUGCAUUCAUCAAAAGAGGUUAAAUUGAGAAUUAAUCUAAGUCUACUUUUAGUGCUAACGAUGGCACGAUGUAAUUUAGUACAAAGAGUUGUAUGAAGGAUAAUUUAACUCUUUAUCA